AUGAGGGCUCUCAUCAAAAGGGGAGCCGUGGGGGAGUUCCCUGGUGGUCCAGUGGCUGGGACUGGGCGCUUUCACGGCUGGGGCCCCGGGUUCAAGCCCUGGUUGGGGAUGGUGGACACAGACCAAGUGGAGGCGGCAGGGAGGACUCCUCUGAGGACAGGGGAUUGGCCCCGAGGAACGCUGGAGGCUGUCCGGCGCACAGGAGCCCUGGGCCUUCGGAGGGAGGGUGGUCCUACACCUGGACUUGAGUUUUCUGGCCUCCAGAACCGGAAACAACAAAUCUCUGCAGUUUUUUUUUAA
Molecule: messenger RNA, 300 nt
Organism: Rangifer tarandus platyrhynchus (Svalbard reindeer)
Lineage: Eukaryota; Metazoa; Chordata; Mammalia; Artiodactyla; Cervidae
Source: the annotation of a GenBank genome assembly